Messenger RNA from Laccaria bicolor S238N-H82, 1416 nucleotides. RefSeq lists its product as uncharacterized. The coding region runs from base 1 to 1416 and encodes 471 amino acids. Lineage: Eukaryota; Fungi; Basidiomycota; Agaricomycetes; Agaricales; Hydnangiaceae. The transcript has 6 exons. The record is from RefSeq and is a predicted model, not a curated record.
AUGCCAUGCAAAGCACUGGCCCACACCCACAAGUGUGACUUGGUCUACCGCAUCGCUGGUUUUCAACGUGUCUACCUCGAAACUCUCACCAUGUUUGAUUUGCACACCAAAUGGGCAUUUCAUCUGAACGAGCCUACUGGGAAGAUCCACAAAGUGGACGAGUCCAUCAUGGGUGCAAUCACAGACAGUACAGAAUGCAUUGCCAUGCUCUACCGGGUUGGUGCACCUGGUUGGUGUGUUCGUCCGCCGGCGAACCUGUCAACCAACAUGAUUAUCCGCAUGAUUGUUCCACCUGGUUGGGAGAAGAUGCCGGUCAUCCGGGGGCGAUUGCCAAAUGACGUGGAUCCACGCGAGUUCACAUACAAAGAAUAUCCUGGGACACCCUACCCCACCAUCAUCACAGCAUGUCCUCGAAGUGGAGAGUAUGUUUCUGCAUGCCAAAAUUGGCGCGAGGGACAUUUUGGUAUCAUUGAUCCCCAGCCUGUUGUCAUGCACGCCGUCAGUGGCAUGGCUGUAGUGGAGUCUUUUACCGGAUCGCAACAACCCAAUGUGACACUCACCAAUGGCUCAUCUGGCGCCAAUGCGAACACUACUGCCCAAACAUCUGGCGUCAACACGAACAAUAAUGCUCAAACUUCCGUCAAUCAUACAAAAUUUCACAAGCCUGAACAUUCCUUUGUCCCCCCGCAAUCCCCCACAUGGAAGAAUGCCUUAGCGGCUGUGGAUACAAACCCAUGCCGCAUCUCUUCUAGCCUUUCUGCGCGUAAUUUGCGUGGCUAUCAAUUUCCGGACCCCUUCCUUUUCAUCAGUGGUAACCAUAAGAGAUUGAUGAUCUUGGCCUGGUUAAUGAUGCAGGAUCAGUGGCUUCAGUCCCUUGUCGGCGUUGACUCGACUCCACAACUGCCAUCGCCUCAACAUUGGCGCAGCUUUUUGCACGAUUUCGCGAAGAUAAUGCAGUUGGGAAAGAAGCCUAAUCCUUCAAAUCAACGUCGUGCACAAAAAGCAAAGGAGGCUCAAGGGUCCAUCUUCUCGAGUGCGGUGUCCAUUGGUGAUCGUCCAGGCACUGUUUACUGGGGUGACGUAGUGGCGAUGCAAGGAGAAACUGAUCAUCUCUCCCUUCUCAUGAUGGCACAGGUGAUCUGGAAUGCUUUCGAACAAAACCUUCGCUAUGAAGUACGCCAUCUCGAUCGCUAUCUUCUGCCCUCAGCGUGGACCUCCGAUUCUUCUGCUGGUGUCCGCGAGAAUUUAAUACGCAGCAUUUUCCCAGAGGACAGUGAUGGAGUUUUAGUUGCUGGGGUUCCUCUCUUCACGCAGGGUCUCGCGGCGGAAAAGUGGCAGGAUCGCUUGGCUCCUAUCCAUGUUGUCAUUGAUACUCUAACAUAUGAAUAUAUUGCCUCCAUUUUCACAUUUGUGUAA